Pristis pectinata (smalltooth sawfish) is the source of this 3074-nucleotide messenger RNA. RefSeq names its product carnitine O-acetyltransferase-like. The record is from RefSeq and is a predicted model, not a curated record. Gene Ontology annotation, cellular component: peroxisome. NCBI's taxonomy places the organism in Eukaryota, Metazoa, Chordata, Chondrichthyes, Rhinopristiformes, Pristidae. Gene Ontology annotation, molecular function: carnitine O-acetyltransferase activity. Gene Ontology annotation, biological process: carnitine metabolic process, CoA-linked. The transcript has 14 exons. Bases 284 to 2179 code for a protein of 631 amino acids.
ACAUUCCACUUAGCAGUGCACUUUGAUUUUCAACGCCUCCAUCGCCGGCAGAUAUUCCCGCACGUUUCGGUCAUCCCUCGCUUUAUUUUGAACACACGCAGGCAGGAAGCAGAGACUCCGGUGAACUCUAAACUCCUGCCAUUUCCUGAAUCCGACUCCAGCACCCCCUGGCAGCUGGGGGGGAAAAGCAAGCUGCAACUUAAUUUAUCUUUUAUUUUUGGUUGGUUUGCUUGUUUAAAAUGCGCCCUGCAUUGGAAUAAAUGCUUCCCAGGGAAGGUUCAUCAUGAUGCUCACGGCGUCCACGCGCCUCAUGACAGUUGGACUAUGGCGACCAACGCUCCUCGUCAAGCCUCCUGGCCUCUGCCGCCCCAUCGCGAGGCCUUUCUCUGCCCAGAUCCCAUUGCCCCAGCUGCCGGUACCUCCGCUGAGGCACACACUGGAGCGCUACCUGCUGGCAUUGCAGCCUUUGGUGACCCCCGAGGAGCUGGAGCAGACACGGGAAAUGGUGAGAGAGUUCAGUAAACCACAUGGUUUCGGGCUGAAGCUACAGGACAGGCUGGAGAAACGUUCAAAGAGAACUGAGAACUGGCUCACCGACUGGUGGAUCCAGAGCGCUUACCUCACGUGUCGGCUUCCCCUGGCUGUUCACUCAAACCCAGCCGUGGUACUGCCCAAACAGGAUUACAAUGACUGGAAAGGACAGCUCAGAUUUGCAGCCAAGUUAAUCGCUGGAGUGUUGGACUUCAAGUCUAAGCUUGACAGCCAAUCACUUCCAACCGAGUAUAGCCGGGGCAAGCCCCUCUGCAUGGAUCUGUACGCCAAAAUCCUGUCUUCCUGUCGCAUCCCUGGACCCAAGCAUGACACAUUGAUAAACUACGGCUACACCCGGAGUCCACCAACACACAUCACAGUUGUCCGUAACUUCCAGUUCUUCCACCUGGAUGUGUACAACAGUGAUGGCUCCCCACUAACUGUGGACCAGAUUCACAUGCAGCUGCAGCGCAUCAGGAAUCUCUCCUGGAAGACAGACAAGGAGCCACUGGGAGUUCUGACCAGCGAUCACCGGAAUACCUGGGGCCAGGCCUACAAUACCCUCAUGAAAGACAAGCUGAACAGGGAAUCGGUCCGGGCCAUUCAGCAGAGUAUCUUCACCGUGUGCCUGGACUCGCCGGUCCUGAAAAUCUCUGAGGAAAAGUACACAAGCCGGAUGGCAGCCCAGAUGCUACACGGAGGAGGAAGCUACUCCAACAGCGGCAACCGUUGGUUCGACAAAACGCUGCAGUUCAUUGUUGGCGAGGAUGGAUCCUGUGGUGUUAUCUACGAACAAUCUUCUGCAGAGGGUCCACCCAUUGCUACCAUAUUGGACCACGUUCUAGAUUAUUGUAAGGACCCAGAUACAGUUCGAGCUCCAAUGAUUCCUCUGCCAUUACCCAAGAAACUUUACUUUUACAUCACUCCAGAGAUAAAACGGGACAUUGAGCAUGCAAAACAGCAUCUGGACAUUUUAGUCAAUGACUUGGACAUCAGCUGCUUCACCUACAGAAACUUUGGCAAAGACUUUCCCAAAAAACAUGGCAUGAGCCCGGACUCCUUUGUUCAGAUGGCACUACAGUUGGCCUACUUUAGAAUGUACAAGGAGCUAUGUUCCACGUGUGAGACUGUUUCUCUGAGAAACUUCCAUCUGGGACGCACUGAUGUAGUUCGGUCAUCAUCUACUGAUUCCUUGGAGUUCGUGGAAAGUAUGGAUGAUCCAGGAAAAGAGAUAAAGCAGAAGAUAGCAGCACUGAGGAGAGCCAUUGACUGCCACAGUGCAUAUACUGACAUGACACUUAAAGGGUUGGCCAUUGACAGACACCUGUUGGGGCUGAAGCUGCAGGCUAUUGAAGAAGGUCUGAGUGUGCCGGAGAUCUUUAUGGACACAUCUUUUGCUGUAGCAACACACUGGAGGCUCUCGACAGGGCAGGUUUCUGCCAGGGCAGACUGUGUGAUGUGUUUCGGUCCCAUGGAGCCAGACGGAUAUGGGGUUUGGUACAAUCCUUUAGAAGAUCACAUCAAUUUCUCUGUCUCUGCAUUCAAUUGUUGUGAAGAGACUAAUGCAGAAUGGUUUUCAAAAUCACUGGAGACUGCACUCUCAGACAUGCAGGACUUAGUUAUGGAGGCAUCUGGUCAGACCACAUAGGGAAAAUCGGUCAGGAAGAGCCAGUCUCCUGUACAAAGACAGCAAUAUAGCAUUUUACUGAGAGGUCACCUUGUAAUCUGAACUAACAUGAUUUAUUAAGGCUGAUGGUUGUUGGAUCCAGCAGCUGAACUAAUGGUAUUCAUACAUGUACAAUGCAGGAAGCUGUUUACAACCAGAAAUUUGCUUUCUGUCUCAGUAUUCAAAGGUCAAAGUAUAAUAUCCCUUAAUAUGUUUGAUGAACCCCAAGUUGUCAUUUGUAAUUCAUCUGCAUUUAUCUGUUACAAAUGAAGUGUGUUUGUGAGGAUGGAAAAGGUGAGCUUCAUUUAUUAUCUGCAUUGGACUUCUUUGCAUAGUGUUUAUUGGCAGCUUCUCUUACAACUUAACAUGUGAAGGUACUGCUUUCACUGCAUAGAACACUAAACGUGCAAUAAACCUGUUACAACUAUACAUUAACAGCCGUUAUUUGUAAUUUAUCAUCUUUACACACACAUUUUUACAUUUUCUUAUUGCCUUUUAUGUUCACAGUCCAUUGAAAUUCUAACUCAGCAUGUUCCCCAAUCAACAAAGCUCAUUUCUUUAAUUACUUUAUCUCUGUUCACCCCUUUGUACAGGGAUCUGGAUUGUCAUUACUGUUGCAUUGGAGGUUGACCAAUAUGGAAUAUUCAUUUUGUGCAUUUUGAUUUGCAUUUGAAGCUCAAAUCCAAAGAAAGUAAACAUAAUUGCCAUUCCCAACAUUAGAAUAUUUCAUAUACUUUGCUCAUUGUUUGACGUUUCUUGCAAGUAUUCAGGCUAAAUGCCACACUGGGCUCUCUUAGUCUUCAAGGUUUGUGAAUGAUUCUAUUCACAAGAAGUGGUGAGAUGUAACAAUAUUUUGAAUAAAUAGAUUCUUACAACU